Magallana angulata is the source of this 4470-nucleotide messenger RNA. Its product is annotated as receptor-type guanylate cyclase Gyc76C-like. Lineage: Eukaryota; Metazoa; Mollusca; Bivalvia; Ostreida; Ostreidae. Gene Ontology annotation, molecular function: peptide receptor activity; ATP binding; guanylate cyclase activity. The coding region runs from base 373 to 4113 and encodes 1246 amino acids. Gene Ontology annotation, biological process: cGMP biosynthetic process; intracellular signal transduction; receptor guanylyl cyclase signaling pathway. The transcript has 22 exons. The record is from RefSeq and is a predicted model, not a curated record.
ACACGGCAGGGUUAUAUUUAGCGAAAAUCUAAUGUAAGGCAAUUAGCAUUUAAACUUGAUUAUUGGAAUCAUUUCAAUUCGUAAAGCAUUCAAUCUUCUUGCAGCAAUACGGACAAAUCAAGAUUUUAUCAUCAGGACUUGUACCACAGACAGCACUGUGUGUUUUUUCAGUCUGUAUUCGGCUUAUUGUGGAGCAUAGCAAGGCGACACAGCAGUAGAUAAAUUGAAAUCGAUGUUUCUAAUGAGAGAAGAUAUAGAUCAGGACGAGGAGAAUUCGUACCUAGGAUGUGGAAAAUUUGAUGAAUGAGGCUUGUUCUCGGAACAUGAUUCAAGCAACAAGUCAAAAUUAUGAACCUUCAACUUCACAUCUAAAUGAUGAGAGUGUGCUUUAUCGUGGAUUUUCUUGUGGUUGUGAUUUCCUUGUCCCACUUGGUCCGUCUGUCUGUCUGUGAGAGGACUAACAUUACUGUUGGGUACCUAACGGUGGAUAAGACUGACAAAUACAUCAGAAAUCGCCAGGGAAGGAUAAUUUCAGGGGCAAUAACUUACGCCUUGCAGCAGGUCAACGCUAAUCCACAUAUUCUCCCGAACCACACCUUGCACUUGAUAUGGGGAGACACUCGUGGCGACACACUGACCGCGGUCAAGCUACUAACAGACCAGUGGAAACAGGGGGUGGUGGCCUUUUUCGGGCUAGAGGACAGUUGUAGUGUAGAAGCCAGAGUGGCAGCUGCUUGGAAUCUACCCCUUAUUUCUUACAAAUGUGCCGAUGAUGACGUGUCCAUCAAAAGCAAAUACCCCACCUUUGCGAGAACAUAUCCUCCCGUCGUCCAAGUGACCAAGUCCCUCGUGGCUCUACUUCUUCAUUUCAAAUGGAUGAAAUUCACAAUGAUCGUUGGCUCGUCUCACAAACAGCGGACAAUAGCCGACAAGCUCUUGGAGUACGCCGAACUAUUCAACAUCACUGUUAAUGGCAAACAAGAAUAUGUGGAGCCUUACGUACCCUUCUCCAAUGGAAACCCAUUCCCCGGAAUUGUGGACAGAACUUAUGUUGAUACAAGAGUGUAUGUUUUCUUGGGAGAUUUAAAUGGCGUGGUGGAUCUAAUGACCAACCUUUACGAUCGAGGCCUAUUGGACACUGGCGAGUACAUCGUCAUCUUUGUGGAUCACGUGACGUUUGACAGAACAGAUACCCUCAAAUACUUUAAACGAACGAUAGAUAACCCUGAGGAGAAGAGAAACGCGGACGCCGCCCGAUCUCUGCUGAUCAUCACACUUAGUCCUUACUCAAGCGAAAACUACACACAGUUCCAGGAUAAAGUCAGGGUAUUCAACGAAGAGCCGCCAUUCAACUUCUUUAAUCCAUUCUCUUCUUAUCAAAAAGUGAUUACUGUGUAUGCUGCCUAUCUGUUCGAUGCAGUUAUCUUGUAUGCGAAGGCUGCUCAUCAACUUCUACUGGAGGGAGGGGAAAUCACAAAUGGCACGGCAAUUAUUCAUUCGCUGUUAAACCAGAGUUAUGAAAGUAUUCAAGGGACAUCCACCUUCAUAGACCAGAACGGCGACGCGGAAGGGAACUAUACUCUGCUGGCAAGAAUGGAGAUCGACAAUCCCGUCACAAAGUACUCCAUGCAGCCGGUCGGCCAUUUUCAAUCCAGCGAUGGUUCUCUUCCGGUGCUGAGAAUGUACGGCCCUGACCUCAUAGACUGGGUCUCGGGCUUCCCCCCGAUUGAUGAACCAGAAUGUGGGUACAGAAGACAAAGGUGUAUUCCCCCAAAACAGUAUACGUUGGAGAUAGUACUAGGCACCGUGGGAGGCAUUCUUGUGCUUUGUCUGAUAGGGGCAGGGAUAGCAUACAGAAAUUGGAAAUAUGAACAAGAGAUCGCCGGUCUCUUGUGGAAGGUGGAUAAAGCCGAGAUCCAUGCCUCGUUGUCCGGCCACAAAAACGCAGAGUUCGUCAUGGACCAGGACAAGAAAGAUGCAUAUGGUAGCAAGCUUUCGUUAAACAGCCAACAUUCCAUGGAUUCCAGAGCGUCUAACCAACAAGUGUACGCUGUCACCAGCUACUAUAAGGGCCAGCUAGUCGCCAUCAAGAAAUAUGAAAUCAAGUCACUGGUCAUCAAUCGAAAAAUGCAAAAGGAAAUGAAAGUGAUGAAAGACUUGCGACAUAGCAACGUCAAUGCGUUUAUCGGAGCCUGCAUUGAUCAUCCGAGGUUUACCAUCCUCACUGAAUACUGUUCGAAGGGCAGUUUACAGGAUAUCCUCGAAAAUGAAGACGUGAAACUCGACGAUAUGUUUAUCGCCUCCCUCAUUAAAGACAUGAUUCAGGGACUGCUAUUUCUACACAACAGCGAGCUAGGAUGUCACGGCAAUUUUAAGUCGUCUAACUGUGUUGUAAACAGUCGUUGGACGCUCCAGGUGUCCGACUUUGCUCUGCUAGAAAUCCGCGCCAAAACGUACCGGAAGGAGGACGAGCAUGCGUACUACAGAAAUUUAUUUUGGCGGGCCCCAGAAGAGUUACGUAGUCCUCAGAAAAGAGGGUCGUCUAAGGGGGAUGUCUAUGCUUUCGGUAUCAUUCUCCACGAAAUCUUUGGGAGAUGUGGACCUUUUGGUUUCUGUAACAUGGUCCCAAAAGAUAUUGUUUACCGUGUUAUUGAUGGUGGUGUGUUUCCAUUCCGACCAGACACUAGUUCCUUAAAAUGUGAUAAAUAUAUAAUUGACUGCAUGGUGGAUUGUUGGAGUGAAUCGCCGGAAGACAGGCCCGAUUUCCGGUGUAUUUACAAAACACUACAUAAAAUGCGGGAGGGAAUGAAGAGAAACAUUUUUGACCAAAUCAUGACAAUGAUGGAGUCGUACCAGAACCAUCUAGAGGAACUGGUGGAGAGCAGGACCAUACAGCUCGCGGACGAAAAGAAAAAGACGGAAACACUUCUUCACCGAAUGCUGCCUCGACCAAUAGCCGACCAACUUAAACAAGGACAUUUCGUAAAGCCAGAGGUCUAUGCAUCCGUUACGAUCUACUUCAGUGACAUCUGUGGGUUUACAACACUCUCGGCAAAAAUUACCCCUAUGGAGGUAGUUCGGAUGUUGAAUUCUCUGUACACCAUGUUUGAUUCCAUCAUCAAGAAUUAUGACGUAUACAAAGUGGAAACCAUUGGUGAUGCUUACAUGGUCGUCAGUGGUCUUCCAAUCAGGAACGGCGACACACAUGCAGGCGAGGUAGCCUCGAUGUCGCUGGAACUUCUUCGUGCCAUAAAAACUUUCCGAAUAACUUUCCUUCAAGACGAAACUCUGAAAUUAAGAAUCGGGAUGCAUUCAGGUCCCUGUGUUGCUGGAGUUGUCGGCCUUACUAUGCCGAGGUAUACCCUGUUUGGUGACACAGUGAAUACGGCCUCAAGAAUGGAAUCCAAUGGCGAACCAUUAAAAAUUCACUGCAGUGAGGCCUGCAAGGGUUUAUUAGACAAACUAGGUGGUUACAAGCUGGAGCCGAGGGGACUAGUGGAAAUGAAGGGUAAAGGAGAAAUGUUUACUUACUGGUUAAUUAGCGAGGAUGCUCACAUCAGGCGCCAGAGACUACAAAGGUGUAGUCAAACAAUGAAAAUGAAUACACCGUGGGCCCAAGCUACUCGGCAGGCUUACAUGCAGUUCUCAAAACCGGAAAUCAGUGAACCCUCGCAGGGCGAAGACAGUCAGCCAUUUAUGGAGAUUUUCAGAGAGAAUGAGAUCAAUUCCUCUCGUGAAGAUUCUCCAAAAAUCAACCACCACGAUCAAUUUAGCUCACCAAAAGACAUCCGCUCAUUUUCCUCCAAAUUGCGGUAUGUUCCGAAUGGAAUUCUCUCGGAAGACAAACGAUUCAGUGAUAUCAAACUGAUGGGUUCCGGACAGGACAUUGUAGAGCGCACGGCGCUGAUCUCUGACCACGAUUUCUACGACAGUGACCCUGACGCUCAGGAGAAGACUCGGCAUCUCUCCGUGGGCAAUAGAACUCAGAUCAAGCUCGUGGACAGGGCCCCGGAAAGACCGAGAAGUGCCAGGAACAAUAACCGGGAAAUGUAUAAGUUAAACUCGGAAAGUGUGCCAGAGUACACGUCCCUGAUGUCGGACUCGGCAGUGUGAUGCCAUUAUAUGAACAAGAUACAGCUACGGGGCCAACGAAUAUCAAAUUUAUAAUUGCAUUUAAGUAGAAUAAUCUAUUUGUCACAGAUACAUUUACAGAUGUAUUUACACGUGAAUGUAAAUGUUAUAAUUCAUUGUCAGAUCAUAUAUAAUGCAUUUUGAUCGAUUGUAUAAAAAUAAAGCGCAAUGUGAUAUAUUUCAUUCCAAACAUGAACAUUUCGUGUGCGACCAUAUCAAUUCCAUUUCACGGGUCAGAGAGAGAGAGAGAGAGAGUUGCCUAUCAUGUUUUAUUAUAUUGUAUGUUAUGUAUGCUCGAGGAAGUAUAAUAAAAUGAGUAUUUAAUUCUCAGUAACUUAA